AUGGGACGAGAACCAGUUGGUGGUCGCCAAGUGGAUACCGAAGCGGCCAACUGGAUGAAAGCAUUCAUGGAUUUGCACCCUCCAACAUUUAAAGGACAGCUGGAGGUUGAUCCGAGCAUAGCGAAAAAUGUCGUCAGCCUCCUAGCUCCGCUUCCGGUCAGUGACCGAUUUUGGGCUUCCGAUACACUCCUCUUUGAAGCUCAAGCCCGGCUUCAAGAUCCUGUCUAUGGUUGUGUAUCCCACAUUCUAGCACUUCAACAGCAAGUUAGUGAUUUGCAAGCUUAUCGAGCUUAUUUGCAAGAUUCACUAUUCGCAUAUUGUUCUUCACAUCCCCAACUUGCUCCCCAACCUGAUCAAUACCCAAGCUGGAAUUCCGAUCUUCCCAUCAUCCAAGAGGACGUCGCUCAUCCUAGUUUCUCAGAGGCCACUCUUCCACCUUACCGUAGCGAAACCAGCAGCAGCCAGAUGCCACUCCCAGAUGACAUCGAUGAGCUGGGACCUGUCGUGUUUGGCAACCAUCGUCAUCCUUGA
Molecule: messenger RNA, 531 nt
Organism: Diospyros lotus (date-plum)
Lineage: Eukaryota; Viridiplantae; Streptophyta; Magnoliopsida; Ericales; Ebenaceae
Product: LOB domain-containing protein 18-like
Exons: 2
Coding region: 1-531 (176 amino acids)
Biological process (GO): hormone-mediated signaling pathway; positive regulation of DNA-templated transcription
Cellular component (GO): nucleus
Source: RefSeq, a predicted model, not a curated record